Messenger RNA from Pistacia vera, 1077 nucleotides. RefSeq names its product photosystem II reaction center PSB28 protein, chloroplastic-like. The coding region runs from base 279 to 827 and encodes 182 amino acids. The record is from RefSeq and is a predicted model, not a curated record. NCBI's taxonomy places the organism in Eukaryota, Viridiplantae, Streptophyta, Magnoliopsida, Sapindales, Anacardiaceae. Gene Ontology annotation, biological process: photosynthesis. Gene Ontology annotation, cellular component: photosystem II; chloroplast thylakoid membrane; photosystem II oxygen evolving complex. The transcript has 2 exons.
GCUAAGAAAAUGUUUUGGGCUUUUAAGAUCCAUUGAUAUUGUUUUGGGCUGACGGCAUCCUUAAUAGGCCACUUAAAGGGCCUAAAGAAUCUCAAGUCUAGAGCCACGCACUGAGCUGAGGGCUGGGGCUGGAUAGCUCAAAUCUUCGGAUGAUGAAGACUAGAGGCAACUAAGUAUUUGAAGUGAAUGGCUAUGCUUCUUACACAUUACUCUCACUUUGGCUUCACAUCAUCACAACACCAAACUCUUCUUUCUGUCUCUGUGUUAGUGUAUUUGCAAUGGCAAUAACUCUACACUCACUUGCAUUCGCAUCUCCGGUCUCACACUGUUGUCAACACCAACCACGCUCUCUGUCAGGUAUAGUAACAUGGUCUGUUCAUGGAAGUGUGCACUCACCCUUCAUUGGCCAAUCUUUACACCUGACUCGCCCACGCUUGGCCCCAUUAAAAACAAACUCUCUGAUAUCUGGACACAUAACAAUGAUGGUCAAACCAACAAUCCAGUUCAUCCAAGGAACCGAUGAAUUGACUGUACCAGAUGUGAAGCUAACCAAAUCAAGAGAUGGUACAAACGGUAUGGCUAUAUUCAGUUUUGAUCAACCCUCAGUUUUUGACUCGUCCAAUGAAAUUGGUGAUAUCACUGGAUUUUAUAUGAUUGAUGAGGAAGGGGUUCUUCAAUCAGUUGAUGUAAGUGCAAAAUUCGUUAAUGGAAAGCCUUCAAGGAUUGAAGCAAAAUAUAUAAUGCGGUCUCCCCGAGAGUGGGACAGAUUCAUGAGGUUCAUGGAACGAUAUGCAAAUCAGAAUGGAUUGCAAUUUGUCAAAAGUUGAGGCAAUGUUCAUUCUCUUGUUUCUCGUUUGCUUUGCUUUUAUCCUAUCACCUCUUUGGUUUUGUGUAAUGCCAGUGAAACUUGAAGGCCUCGGUUGACCGCUUUAUUGGUUUAAUGCAAAUACCAUAAUGCUCCACUCUCUCCAUCAAGACAACAAAUUUUGCUGUUUCUAUUAAUGUAUGAUUCUCUUUCCUUCUUUAUGUACAUCUGAGCGGACAGUUCAUGUUCCUGAACUUUGUUUAAUGAGUUAA